GCGGCAGAGGCGGCCAUGGGCGCGCGCGUCCGGGCGCUGCUGCUGGCGCAGCUGUUGGUGCGAGCGGGGCUCCGGGGACCUCAGCCGCGUGCCCGUGUGUCCGUCCCAGGGCCCUGCGGCCGCCGAACCGUUUCGACGACGCGCGUGGUGGGCGGCAAGGACUCGGAGCUGGGGCGCUGGCCGUGGCAGGGCAGUCUGCGCUUGUGGGGCGCCCACCACUGCGGCGCCAGCCUGCUCAACCGCCGCUGGGUGCUGUCGGCCGCGCACUGCUUUGAAAAGCACACUGAUCCCUUUGAGUGGUCCGUGCAGUUUGGCGAGCUGUCUGCCUCACCGUCUAUCUGGAAUCUGGAGGCCUACUACAACCGGUACCAGGUGGAGGAGAUCAUUUUGAACCCCAUGUAUCUGGGGGCUUCAUCCUCUGACAUCGCCCUGCUGAAGCUGUCCUCCUCCGUCACCUACAAUAAGUACAUCCACCCCGUCUGUGUUGCGGCCUCUUCCUCGGAGUUCCAGAACCAGACUGACUGCUGGGUGACGGGCUGGGGGCACAUCGGAGAAGAUCAAGUGCUGCCAGCCCCCUACCUCCUCCAGGAAGUACAGGUCGGCAUCAUCAACACCACCAUGUGUAACUACCUGUACACACAGCCCCUGGUCCGCUACGACAUCUGGGGGGACAUGGUGUGCGCUGGCGAUUCCCAAGGAGGCAAGGAUUCCUGCUUCGGUGACUCCGGUGGGCCCUUGGCCUGUGAAAAGAGAGGUGUGUGGAUUCAGGUUGGCAUCGUGAGCUGGGGAUCGGGCUGCGGUAGACCCAACCGGCCCGGGGUCUACACCAAUGUCAGUAGGCACUUCAACUGGAUCCGGAUGCUGGUGGCCCGCGGCAGCACUCACAGGCCGGAGCCCUCUCGGCUGCUCCUGCCCCUCGCUGGGCUCUGGGCCGGGCUCCCGCAGCCGGCCUGAGCCCAACGGAGUCCUGAGAGCUGGGGCCAUCUGCUGAGCCAGGCCCCGUCCCCCACCUUGUCCCUUUUCUAAUAAACUCCUUAGCGUGUUGGAAUCGA
Herpailurus yagouaroundi (jaguarundi) is the source of this 1052-nucleotide messenger RNA. RefSeq names its product testisin-like. The coding region runs from base 16 to 954 and encodes 312 amino acids. The record is from RefSeq and is a predicted model, not a curated record. NCBI's taxonomy places the organism in Eukaryota, Metazoa, Chordata, Mammalia, Carnivora, Felidae. Gene Ontology annotation, biological process: proteolysis. Gene Ontology annotation, molecular function: serine-type endopeptidase activity. The transcript is spliced from 5 exons.